AUGCCAGGGACCAUGGCCAGCGGCAUAUUGAAUAUAAAGUCGUCUCACUCUAUUUCACUGGAUUCUAUUACCAUUGGAUUUCAAGAAUGCUUUUAUUACAAAACAGGAGUGUUUGACUGGGACGAAGACAAAAUAAUGUUACUUCAACAACCUAUUCUGAGAGGAGGUUCCGAAUCGAUCAAGUGUCUCAGUGGCGAUAACCUAUUUCCUUUCUCACUACACAUUCCCGCCUACUCUUCCUCUUCCUCUUCUGUCAGAGGAAGAGACUUUAAGUUUUCAUUCGAGAUCGUCGUAAGCUGUAGGGUCUCUCUUUGUAAAUUUCCAUUUAAAACAACUAUCGAGGUUGAUUAUGAUCCGGCGGUUGCAACACACCCAUCAUUUUAUCCAGAAGUAGCAAAUUCCGAACCCUGGGUGCCAAUAAAAAGUGAUGAAGAGAGAUAUGGGCGUGACCCUCAAGGUACUAGAGACAGCCCUGGUGUUGCGAGCAACGGCGGAAACAAUGAAAACAGUGGUUCCAGCUCAAAUACAAGUAGAAAUGAAUAUCCAAGCUCGAACGUAAAUAUGAACGCACCUAUUGGGAAUACUAGUGAGCAUUCACCACUGCGUAAUUUGGACACUAUUUCACCGGAAGAUCCUUCAAAUAUUCAAGCAGGCGAAGUUGAAAUGCAAAUUAUAAACGCACCUACCGGGAAUACUACGGAGCCUUCACCACUGCCCAAUGUUAGCACUAUUUCUCCAGAAGAUCCUCUAACCAGUUCAGCAGAGGAUGUUGAAAUACAAAAUAUAAACGCGCCUAUCGAGAAUACUAGGGAGCCUUCCCCAUUGCGCAAUUUUAGCUCUGUUUCACCAGAAGGUCUUUUAGCUAGUCUAGCAGAGUAUACUGAAAUUCAAAGUAUAAACGAACCUAUCGAGAAUACUAGGGAGCAUUCACCACUGCGCAAUGUGGACACUAUUUCACCAGAAGAUCCUCUAAUCAGUCCAGCCGAGGAUUCUGAAAUGCAAAGUAUAAACGCACCUAUUGGGAAUGCUAGGGAGCAUUCACUACUGCGCAAUUUUAGCUCUGUUUCUCCAGAAGAUCUUCUAGCUAGUAUAGCGGAGAAUUCUGAAAUGCAAAUUAUAAAUACGUUUAUCGAGAAUAUUGGGGAGCAUUCACCACCGCGCAAUGUUAGCACUAUUUCACCAGAAGAUCCUCUAACCAGUUCAGCAGAGGAUGUUGAAGUGCAAAUUAUAAGUACGUUUAUCGAGAAUAUUGGGGAGCAUUCACCACCGCGCAAUGUUAGCACUAUUUCACCAGAAGAUCCUCUAACCAGUUCAGCAGAGGAUGUUGAAGUGCAAAUUAUAAGUACGUUUAUCGAGAAUAUUGGGGAGCAUUCACCACCGCGCAAUGUUAGCACUAUUUCACCAGAAGAUCCUCUAACCAGUUCAGCAGAGGAUGUUGAAGUGCAAAUUAUAAACGCGCCUAUCGAGAAUACUAGGGAACCUUCACCAUUGCUCAAUGUUAGCGCUAUUUCACCAGAAGGUAUUCUAGUUAGUCUAGCAGAGUAUACUGAUACAAACACACCUAUCAGGAAUAGCGGAGAGUCUUCACCACUACACAACAGUAGCCCUCAUUUAUCAGAUAUUCCGCUAACCAGUCAAGCAGAGGGAAUUGAGUUCAAAAAUAAAAGUAGGGUAUCUCUCGGAAACACUUUUCUCAGAGUGAUUUCGUUGCUUCGUAAUAUAUUACCUGUUUAUCCACGACCAUCUCGUAACAAUCAAGCUUCAGAAAGAAAUCAUUCUUAUGAGCCACAAAUCCCAUCAUCAUCAUCACCACAACCACCACCACCGCCACCACCACAUCCAUCAGAUACAGAUAGAGCAAAUGAAAACUCCGGGAGAUUUCCUCGUACAUAUCCAAUGGUACAGAUGGCCCGAUACUUUGGAUCAGAUAUGCCACCUUCAUUCGAGGAGAGUCGCCAGAUCGCAACCUAUGAAAAGAUCGUCGACAGAGGCACGGCAGUUGUUUCGCUCAAGAGAACGUACUACAAUAUAUAUGAUCCAAGGCGUAUUCUGGUCACAGUCACAUUUCAUUCUGCUUUCUACGAAAAUGUUUGGCUAAAUGGUCCACCAAAGGUACAUGCGGUCUUGAGACGACUUGUGAAAGUGACUCACCAUGUGCACAACCGCACAACGUGCAAGAAAGUAUCCGAGAAUUCGGAUUACAUGAGUCCUACACAAGUAUUCAAGAUUGUCGGCGAAGAAGCGUAUACCCUUGAAGCCGAAGACCCGGCGCUUUAUGCCAGAUUAUGUUUGUCGGUGCCAGUAAAAGAAAGAUUUGUGAUCGGAAUCGAAAGCCCUCUGUGCAAAGUUGAAUAUACUCUGACCGUAUACAUGAAAGAAUUUCUGUGGGAUAUCCGCUCGUCGAACUGGGGAUUCCAUAAGAGUAAACUUGUAGAAGUCCCGAUUUUCUUCAGUACUCUCAAAGAUGGGGAGAUAUGCCAUCCAUCGUCUUUACUUAGCCACUCACCACCUUUGGUCCCAGGAGUUAGGGUGCUGAAUAUAAGGGAUCAGGGAGCCGAGCUUAUUUCAGAUACAGAAACUGUACCUAGCUAUGCAUCCGAGUAG
Messenger RNA from Phycomyces blakesleeanus NRRL 1555(-), 2604 nucleotides. RefSeq lists its product as hypothetical. The transcript is spliced from 12 exons. The coding region runs from base 1 to 2604 and encodes 867 amino acids. The record is from RefSeq and is a predicted model, not a curated record. Lineage: Eukaryota; Fungi; Mucoromycota; Mucoromycetes; Mucorales; Phycomycetaceae.